AUGACAAAGGCCCCGUCACCCUCUCCUAAUCCCAAGAGAGAGACUGCGCCGCCACCCACGACGCGCCCGCCACUGCAGAGAUUGGCCGCCAGCGACGCGAAGACAUAUCAGUCGCAAACUUCGCAGCCCUCGCCCGGAACCCGGACCCCGAGCAAACCCCGCGACGAUGCCGCCACCGACAGCGAACUGAGCGAGGCAGAGAGCCAGCCGGGCGACGAGGACGAAGGCGCUGGUGCCGACGAGCUGGCCGCGGAAGAAGCGCCACUGAGCGAGGCCUCGCCCGACGAGAUGGAGGUGGAACGCCUGCGCGGCCUGCAGCUGAAGAUGCUGCAGCAACAGCAGCGGGCGCGCAUGCGGAGCUCGUCCAACAAUUCCGCUGUCGCGCUGGGCUCUCGCCGCAUAUCGCCCAUCAAGGAGGAACCCAUGCCGGGCAUCUCGCCCACCCUCGAGGGCGCCUUUAUCAGUCCAACCCCGAGCCCGAACCCGCCGCUCCCUACGGGCCUUACCACGUCGACCGAAUCGACCGAGUCUGCGAGGACCAUUCGCGGCAGCAUGCCACCCACGCCCGCCGCCACCCAUGCCGUUCGAACGCCAUCCUACCCCUUCCCUUCAGUCCCAAACACGCCACGAUGGGCCUCGGCAUUCCACAUGCCCUUCACCAGCCUGUCGCCCACGGUAGCAGCGGGGCAGUCGCGAGAGUACGCGACCCCGCAAGAGCGCAUCGCCUCCGAGAGCAGCACCCCCGCCGCAUCAAGCACGCCCUUCGCCCCCGGAGGAAGGAACUACCAGAGCCCGGAUGCAGAAGACCCGCGAUUCCCGAGUCCCAAUCUUUACGACAUCGUACUGCGCCUGGGUGCCGAGCCCGGCCUUGCUGCUUGGUGGACGGCGGUAACGUCCAUCAUGCGCGACCACUAUGGAGCGGAAAGAGCCACCUUGGCAGUACCAGCGGAUGCGUCUGAUAUCGAGAACGUGCCAUGGGGCCAGAAGACUAGUUUUACUGCCAUGGGGAACGAGGGAAGCCCGCAUGCAGCCACCUACCAGGAAGCAGCAAGCCAUUUCCAGUCGGAAGAGAACCCAAGCUCACGCGACUAUGAACAUGCCGACAUGCCUCCUUCCACCACGAUCCCGGAACGCAGACCAAAGCUAUUCUCGCAUCACUCCUUCGCGGGCCACGAACGCCAGAAGUCCAGCGCCGGUCCAGAUACGCCCACACCGGCGUCGCUCAACCGGCCAAGAGGUCCAAUGAGGUCUGCCAGCCACGCACCCCAUAUGGCUGCCAGGCCAGAGCAUCCGCUAAGGCAGGUCUCACAGGCUUCCUUUGAUGGCGCCUCUCCCGCAUUCGCUGGCUCGACACCAACAGGUGGACCUACCUUUAGCGACCCAGAAUUCUCCAGUGUGGGCGAGCCUUCGCCGCCCAGCGCUGUGUACCAUGUACUGCGUGCUCUCGAUCACGAGCCAGAUGCCCUCAUCGACAACACCGGUGUUAACCGUGUCUUGGAGAGAGGGCGCUUGGUCACUCUGACUAGAGAUUACUCGACUUCGCAUUCGACAUCUAAAGAGGACUUGGGUAAGGACAAAUCGGAACAGAAUAAACCUUCUGCGAUACAGGGUAGUGCUGCUGCACAAGAAGCUCACAAAGCGGCCGCCGCUCGUGGCCGUGCCAAUCUGGCUACGAAUGAUCCCCGCCUGCCGCAACGCUAUGAAGAGUACGAACAGUACCCAAGCUCACCAUGGGCACAGUCGCCCGCCCCGUCCCCGGCUAUCCAGAAUGAUGCUGAUGCCAAUCCGUUCUUCGCUACAGGCAAUGUCGACGAGGAGACAUUCAACCCGUCGCGUUCACCUCAAGACUACACGCAAUUUGGCAUGGUUGAGGCCAUUGGCGUUGACAAAGCCAGUACAGUUACACACAUACCUCUGGUGCAUCCCAUUCUAUCUCAGAUCAUGGCGUCUCCAGCAACCUCCACGCCAAAUCAAACGCCGUCAAUGACGCGGAGACAGUCCGAACAAUCCAUGUCAACGUCGCUGAACAAGGAGGGCUUUGUGCGGAAAGCGCCCAUUGCGAUUCUUUCCAUACUGUCGCCCAUCGUGCCAUAUCCGCGGAACCUUACCAACUCAUUGAAGCACCUUGGCCCUCACCUUGCUACGUCAUUCUCCAAUUCUUGGCACUUCACCAACGCUCAAGCUCAAGUCGCGUCGGUCCGACAGCGGCGCAUGACAGCUGGCACUUCUGGCGGCAUUAGCCUCCCCUCGGAUUCCGAUAGCCUCGACGAUCUGCUCCACCUUGAUCUGGAAGACAUCACCAACUCAGCAGCGGGCAGUGUUACUAGUCCUUCCGACUACUCGGGUCGAUCCAAGCACAGUCCCGGAGACUCCAUCGCCGGAACACCUGGCUGGGACACUUCCUCCGUCGGAUUUUCGAGCAGACACUCCGUGGGCGGUACCCCUGGCCAACUUGCAGGUAGCGAAGCGGUUGAAAGCUACUUCGAUGCGAGAAAACAAUAUGGCAAAACGUUGAACGCCCCAACUUCGACGCCUCAUGAACAAGCUGCCCGCAAGACAGACAAGCGUCCUGCAAAGCGAGUGACUGUAAACCCAGUAGCUGAACAGGCCAAUGACGAUGCUUCCAAGGCACGUAGCGAUAAGCCAGACGAGUCGUUGAGCACGCGUCGCGCCCAGAUGCAGAGCAACUCCAACCGAGGCCAUUCGUUCUUGCACUCAUACGGUGCAGACUUCAGCUCGUCAUUCCAGUCCUUGCAAUCGGCGACAACACCCGGUGGGAAGCCGCCUCAGGCCCCGCAUGGACAUGUGAGGAGACCGUCCAUCACCGAAACGUCUGACAUGCCACCUCCUUCAGAAAGUCUGCUCCGGACAAUCACCGACUCAUUACCGGUGCAGAUCUUCACCGCCGCUCCCAAUACCGGAGCAAUCACUUGGGUCAACUCCAAAUUCCUGAUCUAUAGAGGCCAGGAUCAACGGCAGGUGUUGCAAGACCCAUGGGAUUCAAUUCACCCGGAGGAUCGCGAUUCGUAUCUGGAGGAGUGGAGCAGAUCGCUACGCACUGGUCAGCAAUUGCAGAAGAAGGUGAGAUUGCAAAGGUUUGAUCACCACUACCGAUGGUUCUACGUUCGUGUCGCCCCACUCAAGAACAAGCGCCAACAGAUUGUUCACUGGAUUGGCACCAACAUGGAUUUCCACGAACAGCAUAUUGCUGAACUCAAUUCUGCCCGACAACAGGAGACGGCCGCGUCGGAAGCCAAAUACCGCGCGCUGGCGAACUCGAGCCCGCAGAUUGUGUUUGUCGUGUCCGAUCGCAGGGGUUUGACGUUCUGCAAUUCCCAAUGGAUUUCUUUCUCUGGCCAGAGUGAGAUCCAUGCCCUGGGUAACGGCUUCUUGGAGCAUGUGCACCCUGAUGACGUUGUCAAGUGCAAGCUCCCCGAGUUAGAUGAACACGGAGUCGCCAAUGUGCCCACUUCGAUGCCAGCAGAUCACGGUAGAACCGACUCAAACUCAUCGGACGCUUCAUCGGAGACUGAGCGAACAAUCACUAGCCCAGGUGGAUCAGUACCAGACCGCAUGGACAUGCCUCAGGCCAAGUUGUCCAAACUAGCAAGCACUGGUAUUCUCAGGGUUGCAAAGGAUGCAGAUGGACGGGCAUCGUAUUCCACCGAAGUGCGACUUCGCAACAAAGACGGUGACUACAGGUGGCAUCUGGUCAGGAUCUUGUUAGAGAAUUCACUCUCUGAAGACGGCGAUGAAGAGACCUGGUAUGGCACAGCUACCGACAUCAAUGACCACAAGCUGCUCGAGCAGACGUUGAAGGAAACCAUGGAUGCAAAGUCCAAGUUCCUCAGUAACAUGUCUCAUGAGAUCCGUACUCCUCUGAACGGUAUCUCUGGCAUGGUCAACUUCCUGCUUGACAGCACGCUCAACUCUGAGCAGUUGGAGCAUGUCAACAUCAUAAAAGCUAGUACCGACAGUCUGCUGAACCUCAUCAACGACAUUCUCGAUCUGUCAAAGGUCGAAGCCGGUAUGAUCAAGCUGUCCAUGGAAUGGCUCCAUCUGCCGUCGCUUCUUGAAGAGGUCAAUGACUUGAAUAUGGGCUUAGCCAUACAGAAAGGCCUUGAACUCAACUACCUUGUGGACGAAGGUGUGCCAGCAGAGGUCAAGGGUGACAAGUUCCGCAUUCGCCAAGUUCUUCUCAAUGUGGUUGGCAAUGCAAUCAAGUUCACCGAGCGAGGAGAGAUCUUUAUCCGAUGCAGAUUGCAACCACCCGAUCGAUCUCGGCCCCUGCGAGACAACGAGACCAUGGUUCGGUUCGAAGUGGUGGACACCGGUCAAGGCUUCACAGAUGCUGAGGCCAAAUACUUGUUCAAGCGAUUCAGUCAGAUCGACGCCAGCAGUACCCGGCAACAUGGCGGAACAGGACUCGGCUUGGCUAUCUCUAUGCAGUUCGUGGAGCUACAUGGAGGUAGAAUGGAUGCACGAAGUGCGCCAGGCAAGGGUUCGACUUUCUUCUUCACGAUCAAGUUUGGGCUUCCCACUGCCGACGACUUCCCCAGGCCGCAGGUGUCGACACCAGGCACGCCAGCUUUUGAGACACCGCUGGCAGUGCCAGCAGUGCCUCCACUACCCCAGCCCUCGGCUCUGCAGAAAUUUGUUCAGUCACAAAAUCCUAGCCAAGCACCGAUCAAGCGCGUAUCAAGCGUCUCCUCGGACAAGAGCGAACCUGUCAGGUCGCCUGCAUCUAGUCUGUCAGCCUCUGAGCGUUCGCGCGACUCUCCGUCCCUCUCCUCUGGUAGCUCGGAUCACUCUUUGACAAGUGCCGCUCUUACUGGACAGUCGAGCUUGCGUUCGGAAAGAUCUUCUGCGUCUUCGUACCUGCAAGAAGCCAGCCCAGCUUCAGACCCGGAUAUCAAACUAGCUCUGCCACCCAAACGAACCGAUAGCGAGGAAGCCCCCAAGCCCGACUCUUCCACCUCCAUCAAUUCGGACAAGACCCUCCGUGCGUCUUCGCCCCAUCGUAGUCUGUCACCGCUUGGCAGUGCUCUACAACCUCCCAUGUAUUCUAUUCUGGUGGUGUGCCCACUGGAGCAUAGUAGGGAAGCUACGAUCCGACACAUCAGGAACACACUUCCUCAAGGGAUACCUCAUCAAGUGACGGGUCAAGCUAGCGUCAUCGAGGCGCAGAAGAUGAUGGGCGGCGACAAUCCCGUGCUAUUCACCCAUGUUGUUCUCGUGCUGCACGACACUGCCGAGGUGCACGCCAUCGUGGACCAGAUCUUCAGCUCCAUGGCGUACGGCAACACAUCCGUUGUCGUAGUCUCGGAUCCAUCACAGAAGAAGGAGCUAAUCAAAGAAGCACCGGUCUAUGACUACGAGCAGCUUCACAUGGAUCGACGCCUCCAGUUCAUCUACCGGCCUCUCAAACCUUCGAAGUUUGCCAUCAUCUUUGACCCACAGAAGGAGCGUGAGUCUAGCACGGAUCGCAAUCAAGACAGCGCACAGCAGGUCGUUGUCAGCCAAAAGCUCGUCUUUGAAGAACUCAAGCGUCGCGUGGGUGGCAAGAACCACAAGGUCUUGCUGGUCGAAGACAACAAGAUCAACCAAACGGUCAUCUUGAAAUUCCUUGCCAGGAUCGACAUUGAAACAGAGACGGUACAGGAUGGUGUUCAAGCUACCGAUACCGUCUUUGCAAAGCCACCCGGCUAUUACUCGAUCAUCCUCUGUGAUCUACACAUGCCCAACAAAGACGGGUACCAAGCUUGCAAAGAAAUACGGCGGUGGGAGAAGAAGCAUAGCUACCGCCGCCACCCUAUCAUCGCGCUCUCUGCGAACGUCCUCGGUGAUGUUUACGCAAAGUGCGUGGAAGCAGGCUUCAACUCUUACGUCACGAAGCCGGUGGAGUUCAAAGAACUCUCUCUUGCCAUGACCAAGUUCCUGGAUCCGGCCGACCCUUCGAAACAGCCUGCUCUCAUGAAGAAGAAGUGA
Messenger RNA from Alternaria conjuncta, 5988 nucleotides. RefSeq lists its product as uncharacterized. Gene Ontology annotation, biological process: protein autophosphorylation; phosphorelay signal transduction system. The transcript has 3 exons. The coding region runs from base 1 to 5988 and encodes 1995 amino acids. Gene Ontology annotation, molecular function: histidine phosphotransfer kinase activity; protein binding; phosphorelay sensor kinase activity. NCBI's taxonomy places the organism in Eukaryota, Fungi, Ascomycota, Dothideomycetes, Pleosporales, Pleosporaceae. The record is from RefSeq and is a predicted model, not a curated record.